Molecule: messenger RNA, 1080 nt
Organism: Chlorella variabilis
Lineage: Eukaryota; Viridiplantae; Chlorophyta; Trebouxiophyceae; Chlorellales; Chlorellaceae
Exons: 8
Coding region: 1-1080 (359 amino acids)
Molecular function (GO): sulfotransferase activity
Source: RefSeq, a predicted model, not a curated record
AUGCCCGAGGUAAAGGAUGGACAGCCACAGCAGCGUGUGGAAAAGCAGCAGCAGCCUGUGGCAGAACAGCGUCCGCAGACGGAGCAGCAGGCGCAGCAGCCGAAGACAGAGGCGCAGCUCGGCGCCCGUGCUGAGCCGGCCAAAUUUAAGGUGGAGCAGCCACAUGAGCCUGAGCAGGUGGAGCAGGCGCAUGAGCCGGAGCAAGUGGAGCAGGAGGAGCAGGCGACCUUGGAGGGGCAGCUGAUGGGGUGCCGCACGCUGAAGACAGACCCCAUCCCCGCCGUGGACAAGUCGCCAUCGCUGCGGGUGCUGGAGACCUACACGCCCCAGCAGCAGCAGCAGGCGCAGCAGUACACGGCAGCCGUGGGCGCAUGCACCGACUUUGCGUGUUUGCGCCAGGCCAACCAGCUGCCGCGGGCGCCCGGUCAGUUCCCUUUCCCUCACUUCCUGGUGAUCGGCUUCCCCAAGUGUGCCACCACCUCCAUCUAUUGCCACCUCAUCCAGCAUCCACAAGUGCAGCACCCCAAGCUGAAGGAACCACACCUGCUCACCGACAAGUGCCGGCCCAGCCUCUCCAACUGCUCGGUGGAGGCCCAGCAGCAGUAUGUGGUCGAGGAGUCUGACUGGCUGCCGGAGCAGCUGGCCGCAGCUUUCCCUUGGCUGAAAAUGGCAAUCAGCAUGCGGGAGCCGAUCUCGCAGGCGAUUGCAAUGCUUCUGCACAAUCCUGGCUCGCCAUUUGUGCAUGCUUGCGAGGAGCAGCUGAUGAGAGGCCUGGGCAUCCAAUGCACUGCAGAGGCAAGGGCACACUACUCAUCCAAGCUUCGACAGUGGAUGGCCUUCUUCCCCAGGGAGCAGCUGCACGUUUAUGAGGGCAUCACAGCUGUGGACGCUAUGCCUGGAGCGCUGCUCCACCUCAAGUCCUUCCUGGGUGUGGACGAGAGCCUGCCUUCUGGCACCCUGCCCCUCACUAACUGGAAGCACCAGCGCAGCGGGCCCGACGAGCUGGGAAAGUACUGGAUGCUGAGGCGGGCUGACUACGAGCUGCUCGUGGGCAUGGCCCGGAACGACACCGUGGAGUGA